Messenger RNA from Hyaena hyaena (striped hyena), 2149 nucleotides. It is a transcript of the gene ATG12, whose product is annotated as autophagy related 12. Bases 33 to 455 code for a protein of 140 amino acids. The transcript has 4 exons. NCBI's taxonomy places the organism in Eukaryota, Metazoa, Chordata, Mammalia, Carnivora, Hyaenidae. Gene Ontology annotation, cellular component: cytoplasm; Atg12-Atg5-Atg16 complex; phagophore assembly site membrane. The record is from RefSeq and is a predicted model, not a curated record. Gene Ontology annotation, biological process: autophagosome assembly; C-terminal protein lipidation; nucleophagy.
ACCACUUCCGCCCUCGCCUUCCACUUUGCAAGAUGGCUGAGGAGCCCGAGUCGGCGCUGCAGCUACCUCCCUCAAGUACUACUGAUGGCGAAGGACCUACGGAGGUCUCCCCAGAAACAGCCACUCCGGAGCCCCCUUCUUCCGCUGCAGUCUCCCCGGGAACGGAGGAACCUGCCGGCGACACCAAGAAAAAAAUUGAUGUCCUGUUGAAGGCUGUGGGAGACACCCCUAUAAUGAAAACAAAGAAGUGGGCUGUAGAGCGAACCCGAACCAUUCAAGGACUCAUUGACUUCAUCAAAAAAUUCCUUAAGCUUGUGGCCUCUGAACAGUUGUUUAUUUAUGUGAAUCAGUCCUUUGCACCCUCCCCAGACCAGGAGGUUGGAACUCUCUAUGAGUGUUUUGGCAGUGAUGGUAAACUGGUCCUACACUACUGCAAAUCUCAGGCCUGGGGAUGAAGCAGAGGAAAGACCUUGCUACCCAAAUGAGUCUUCGCAAAGGAAACAGCCUUGGAAAAAGCACUGAUGCUUGUGACAAGAGACUUGUGUAUGUGAUCUUCCCAGCAUGUUUCUACUGUGACUCCUGUUUAUGCCUAAAGAAAUCCAUAGAGUAGAUGGACUCACAAAAAUGUGAUUUGUACUAAUACACAAAUCAUCAUAGAAGAUUGACUUUAGAGUAUACCCAUUACUACAGCUGUUGCUCCAAAUCUGCCUCCAAUGUAUUGAAAAGGAGACUCAGGCUGUAGAAAGCUUCUUCGUUACCAGUUCUCAAUGACUGAAAUUGUUUACUUGUAGAAUGAACACUCUGUCUGCUGAUUUUUUUCCACUGUAAAAGUCAGUUUACUAAGGGAUUCUUUUCGUGUGUGUUCAGGGAAGUUCAGUGAGGUAGGGGUUAGGCCUUUUCUUCUAUACAUUCAGAUCUACAGUGUUAGGAAGUAAUAACAUGGACGGGCUGGCUUUAUAGUGCACAUCGUCCAGUAGGGGGCGCAGCCUAGCUGGCGGAACGAUUCCAGCAGUUUGGUUUUACAUUUUUUCCAGAUGAUAAUGGAGGGAAGAAGCGGUUCCUCCUAUUUUGUAGCAAACGUCUAGCGCAGAGAGCAUGUGUGUUGACCCACUGGAAGGCUGCUUUAGAGAAUGUGUGUGGUUUACAAUUAUUUUAUGGGGAAACAGAAGGAAUGUUACAAAUUCUGGCAACUGAGUCAUAUAGCUCUUUAGUCCUAUCAUUUAAUGAUUGCGUCCUAAUGGUUGUAACUGUAGUGUCGUUUUGUGUCUUAUUUUUACAGUAAUGAGUAAACCCGGGAACGUCUUUUGAGUUUUUUAUAAUCCGUUUUCAAUCCUGAAAAGACUCAGAGAGUAACAUAGCCUUGGGAUUUUUGUGUAUUUCAUUCUGUGACUAAAAGAACCAUUUUUCCUGAUGCUAUAAGACUGGUAAUUGCUUUCAGGUGAAAUACUGUAUUAUAUCAUUCUGUACUAUUACGGUAAUGCAGCAUUUCAAAAAAGCAUUCCAAUAAAUGAAAUGGAAUGUUCAUACAGGAGCUAAUACGUGGAUGAGAAUUCUGAGUGUUUAUUUUCAAAGAUAAUUAUGAUUUUAUCAAAAGACUUUGAACUACACUCUUGUCCCUUAAAUCCCACAACGUGCUGUAUGGUUAAUGAUCUGCCGUAUAUUAGCACUCAGGCAUGCGAAGGAACAGUUCCAUUUAUAGUGAUGAAAUCUCUCUUCCAUAUUCAUUCUUCCUAAGAAUGAAUUCUGAAGUGCCCUUAUACCAGUGUCCCUGUGUCCUAAAUUAUGUAGUUCGGAGUUAGCGCUGGAAUAGUACAGGGGGAAUUAGGCAAAUUUAUCUGGGUAAGACUAGGUAAGAAAUUUACAUGUAUGUUGAAAGCUGGGAAGUGUCUUAUUUUCGAGUCAAAUAAGUUGGAUUUGGAAAAGAUCUGAUCUCUGACUUUAUCCACUUAUAGUUACUGAAGCGUGUGGAUAUAAUUAUUUAUAUGCAUGUGUGUAGCAAAAAUGUGUUUAAAUUAUAUUAAAUUUCCCGUAAGUUUUCGGAUAGAAUAUUUACUACCUCAGCAAUCAAAACUGCUUGAGUUUGACUUUGUGACAUCAACUUGAUUAUUCUUUUUUGAUCUAAAUAACAUUAAAUCUAAGGGUAGCUAAA